Molecule: messenger RNA, 804 nt
Organism: Dichotomopilus funicola
Lineage: Eukaryota; Fungi; Ascomycota; Sordariomycetes; Sordariales; Chaetomiaceae
Exons: 1
Coding region: 1-804 (267 amino acids)
Source: RefSeq, a predicted model, not a curated record
AUGCGUCGCGCCACCAAUUCCGGAUCCUCCACCCCGCGUAGCCACCGCUCUCGCUGGCUCAGCCCUGAUCACGACACGCUCGCGGCGCUCCUUCGCGAUAACAUCGAUAGUGCUGGCUCAUCCAGUUAUAGCAGCAGCAGCAGCAGCAGCAGCAGUGACGGUAGCGGGCCCCGAAGCUUGGCAUGCUCUUACUUUCCAUUCCGACGCACAACGACCCCGGCUGGUGAACCAACCGCAGCCUUAGUUCCAGGCGGUGCCUACACCCUUUCCUCCGUCCCCCCAGGCACUUCCCGAGAUCCCGGUAGCCCACUGGCACCAGGUUCACCCCUCUUCGGAGGUCCAGCUCAGUCCCGCGACCCCAUGCUUGCUAGGGCCCCUCGCGCAACCGUUCACUCCACCCAACACGGAGGGCUUACUACCGCACUCGCAUCCAGCAGCGUGGCUGCCACCGCAGGUGAGAGUAAUUCAUAUGGGUAUUCUGGCACGGCGUCGGCUUCAGCACCGGCUUCGGUAUCGUCGUCGAGAUGGGAUAACGGGGGCGGAGGAGGAAGUGGUCGUGCCGGCGGAACAGUAGGCGAUAGCGGCGCUAGCGGCGCCAGUGGCAGCAGAACGGCCGGUGGUAGGGUGCUGAGUUUGACAGAAAGGAAUUUGCGGCGCACGUCGGGGUUUUAUGAGUACCUACGGACGGAGCGAGAUAGGGCCAGAGAGUCCGAGGGUGCGGGAAAUGGAGGAUUGACUCGGAGAGAGUCGUUGCUAGCGACGCUGAAUGAGGUAGGAAGCAGACUAAGUGGAGAGCGGAGGUAA